This is a messenger RNA of Centruroides sculpturatus (bark scorpion), 1135 nucleotides long. Its product is annotated as inositol hexakisphosphate kinase 1-like. Gene Ontology annotation, molecular function: inositol hexakisphosphate kinase activity. The transcript is spliced from 2 exons. Bases 337 to 1008 code for a protein of 223 amino acids. Gene Ontology annotation, cellular component: cytoplasm; nucleus. The record is from RefSeq and is a predicted model, not a curated record. Lineage: Eukaryota; Metazoa; Arthropoda; Arachnida; Scorpiones; Buthidae. Gene Ontology annotation, biological process: phosphatidylinositol phosphate biosynthetic process; inositol phosphate biosynthetic process.
AGCAAAGUUUACUUGAGAUGAUUGUCAAGCGAUACACUCAACAAUCCCCUCAAGUAAACCUUGCUGCCAAUAGCCAAAAACAUUAUUUUGGUACAUAAUGCAUCACAAAUCCUUUCAAGAUAACUGCUAAUUAUUUGGUUUUGAACUGCAAAUGCAAGAUGCACUUUCAUUUUGGAUAAGUAAAAAAUGGAUUAAAAUAAUCUUAGAAUUGGCAUAAAAUGGAAUUUAAUAGAAAUAAUAAAAUUUACUUAAUUGCAUAAUUUUUAUCUUACAGAAUUCAUUGUUUUAGAGAACUUGACUUACAAUUAUACCUAUCCCUGUAUACUGGAUUUAAAAAUGGGUACAAGACAAUUUGGAGAUGAUGCUUCUUUAGUGAAACGACAAACACAUGAAGCCAAAGUAGCAUCUACUACAUCAAAAGCUUUGGGUAUAAGAUUGUGUGGAAUGCAAGUGUAUCAUUUGAAAUCUGGCCACUUCAUUUGCCAUAACAAAUAUUACGGAAGAGUUCUGACAGUGGAAGGCUUCAAGAGAGCGCUGCAGCAUUACCUACACAACGGGCAGAGAUUAUGCAGGGAAGUCAUACCGCCUCUGGUGAACAAACUUCACAAUAUAUGUGAAACGAUCAGGCAGUUGGAAACAUUCCGUUUUUACAGCUGCUCUCUAUUGGUGCUGUACGACGGCAAAGAUGUCCUGCAUUCCCCGCUGCGCGACACAAACGGAACAGAUAUUCCGACGGAGAACGAAAAUGCAAAUGUGAUCGCCGACAAGACAGAAGAGAACAGAAACACCGUCAAGUACAAGAGCAACGCGUCAAAGGAUUCACAAUCGGCCACGAUACAAGAGAAGAACGUCAAAGUGGACAUUCGACUGAUAGACUUUGCUCAUUCUACUCAUCACAAUAUGCCCGGUGUGACCGUUCGCCAUCGCGGACCGGACGAGGGCCUCAUCUUUGGCCUGGAAAAUCUGAUUGCCGAACUGAAAAGUAUAGAGAAAGAAUAUUGUCUAUGAUGACAAGUAAUUUAAGCUCGCCUUAGACAUAAAUAGCCAAGUACAUUUUAGGACAGUAAGUUAUUUGGAAUUAAACAGAAAGAUUAAUAAUGGCAGUAAGAAAAACAAAACAAAAAAAAAAAAAAAA